AUCGAUAACCAUCGAUUGAUCUGUGCUGUUUACGAAGAAGUAAAACAUGCAAAUGGCAAGGAAGGGACAGAGACCAAAACAAUUACGAAGAUAGCCGCAAAGCGAAACGUGGAAAAUUUAUGAAAAACUGUGAAAAUUGUGUGGUGGCGCGUUGAAAAUGGUGCUAAGAUCGGGAAUUAUAAUUCCUUUUCAAUUUCGCGAUACUAAGAAGCUGCUGAUGAUUGGCGUGCCCGAAGAGAAUCGGAAUCUGAACAUAUGGGACUUGAAGAAUGUUGUUCGCGCCGCAUUUGGGAUCUAUAAUUUUGAGUUUCGCAACAAAAAGAUUGGCUUCAACAUACCCGAUGAGCUGCUGCUGCAUUAUUUGGCUCAACGUCACGACCUCACAAAUUUCGUUAUAGAAAUCAGUCAAGCCCUAGACGAUGGCCAUGCCAAGGAGCUGCUCUCCUACGAGCCAUCCUGCUCGAUGGCUGCCCUCAAGCAGCAGCAACAGCAGCAACAGCAACAACAGCAGCAACAGCAGCAGCAGCUGCAACAUCAACACAAUCAUCCACAUCCGCAUCAGCAUCAACACCAUGUACCACUGCCGCAGCGUUCGAAUGAGAGUGCAAGCCAUGCCCACGACUAUGUGGCUGGUGCGUCAGCGUUAUCCGGCUCACAGCCUAAUUCACCGGCUCUGGGAGUUUGCAAUGAGCCAGGCGAUUCGCCGCUGGAUCAUGCCAACAACUCCAAUUCGGAUCAUGCGGACGCAGCGCAAAAGCUGCGACUCACUCAAACCUAUGCGGAGCGAACGCCCGAAUCGCUAACACAGUCCAUAGAUCCCAUGGACAUAAUACCCAAAGCAGAGUCUGAAUCCGAAGCGGAGCGGGCGGCGCGUGCGGCACGCUAUCAAGCUCGCGCCCAGCAGCAACAGCAACAAGAGCAGCAGAACCAACAGCAACAACAACAACAACAGGCACUGCAGCAUGCGCUGCCCACCCAGCAAUUCUUCGCAAAUUACACGCACAGUCUGCCGACGAUGACAGCUCCAAAUACGUCACAACAGUCCCCUUAUACGCCCGGACUAAUGAGUCGAUUUAGAAAACGCGGCGAGCGCAUGUCCAAGGACCAAAAGGAGUUGUAUGUCAAGUUUUUCGAGGACAAUCCCUGCAUGCUGUCGAAUCAUCGCCGCCACGAUGGACUCACCGAGCCGCUGUGGGCUAAGCUGGCGCAUAUGCUAAAUAGUGUGCCGCAGGGCGCUGUCAAGAAUGUUGAGGAUUGGAAGCAGACGUUCGAUGCGUGGCGCUAUCGCAUAUUCAUGUAUACGCGCUACAACUCCAAGCUGAGCAUGUCGGAGACGAGCGAUCCCAAGAACUUUAAGCCACUGACGGCCACCGAUCAGAAGGCCUACGCUAUGUGGACCAGUCACAAACACAUUGCGCCGCCGGACUACGAUAAAAUGGAUAUGUUUGUGCCGCUGGAUGAGAGCACAACGGCAACCAAUAGCUACGACUACUGAGCAUCGAAACGGCAAUUCGGAACCAGUGCAAAAUGUUAAUGAUAAUCAAAACGAUGUUGAUGAUGAUGAUGAUGAUGAUGUGUACUUUAACUAAUGCUAAGCGCUAAAUACAUUAUGUUUAAGCAAACAGAAAUCGAA
Molecule: messenger RNA, 1633 nt
Organism: Drosophila grimshawi
Lineage: Eukaryota; Metazoa; Arthropoda; Insecta; Diptera; Drosophilidae
Exons: 4
Coding region: 158-1495 (445 amino acids)
Source: RefSeq, a predicted model, not a curated record